UCAAUGUCCUAGCUUAUGGAGCCGUAGGGGAUGGCAUUGCGGAUGACACAUCAGCAUUCAAGAUGGCUUGGGACGAUGCGUGCCGAAGCAACUUAUCAUCACCCGUCGUGCUAGCUCCGGUUGACCUCCUUUUCUUGAUCCAACCAACCAUCUUCAGCGGCCCUUGUAAAAACCCUCUCACCCUUCAGAUUGAGGGCACCAUAAUGGCACCAGAUGGACCGGAUUCAUGGCCCAAGAAUGUGACAAAGAAACAGUGGCUAGUUUUCUACAGAGUGAAUGGAAUGUCUAUGCGAGGUGGUGGAGUGGUUGACGGCCGAGGUGAGAAAUGGUGGAACCUUCCCUGCAAACCCCACAAGGGAGUAGAUGGGACAACUCCACCAGGUCCUUGUGACAGCCCAGUGCGAGCAGGCUUUAAGGUUCUUCACAAGCUCAAAAUUGAGGGUGGGGGAGCUCACGAUCAAGAACAGCCCAAUGUUCCAUUUCCGGUUUGACCACUGCAAUGAGGUCCACAUUGAUUCACUCCACAUCAUAGCACCCCCACACAGCCCCAACACUGAUGGAAUCCACAUUGAGAACACUUAUGAUGUCACUAUACAAAACUCCAUAGUCUCCAAUGGUGAUGACUGUAUAUCCAUUGGAGCAGGCUCUUACAAUGUAGAUAUAACCAACAUGACUUGUGGCCCUGGUCAUGGGAUUAGUAUUGGCAGCCUGGGCAUGAAAAACAGUAGGGCAUGUGUAUCAAACAUAAAGGUGAGGGAUUCAAGCAUCCAGGAUUCUGACAACGGAGUCCGGAUCAAGACGUGGCAGGGUGGGUCCGGAUCCGUUUCCAACGUUGCCUUUGACAACAUAAGAAUGGACAACGUCCGGAACCCCAUCAUAAUAGACCAGUAUUACUGCAACCAUGCCGCUGGCGUCUCCUGCACAAACCA
Molecule: messenger RNA, 929 nt
Organism: Cuscuta epithymum
Lineage: Eukaryota; Viridiplantae; Streptophyta; Magnoliopsida; Solanales; Convolvulaceae
Source: the annotation of a GenBank genome assembly